Messenger RNA from Dentiscutata heterogama, 151 nucleotides. The record is from the annotation of a GenBank genome assembly. NCBI's taxonomy places the organism in Eukaryota, Fungi, Glomeromycota, Glomeromycetes, Diversisporales, Gigasporaceae.
AUCCAAUGAAGAUUGGUUCCAGAGGUUUUGUAAGGAUAAACUCUUAAAUUCGAUACUAUUCAAGCUUAAAUUAAAAAUUAUUAAUGUAUCUGAACUACUUACUGAUAAAUAUUAUAAAAUUACAAAAACUAGUUCUGGAGGUUUUAAGAAG